UCUGGCAUCAAGGCCCCCCUACAACCACCCCCCACCAUCUCCACCCCUCAAAAUCCACCCACUUCAAGAGGAGCAGAGCCAAAACGCGCAACACACCUCCCAUCCCCACCCCAUCACCCGGCCUCGAGUGGCCAUGCCCCGCCUCUCCGCCUCCCGCCGCCACUUGGCCCACCGCCCCCGCGAACCCCCCUCCCCCCUCUCCUCAGAGGAGCAAUCGAAGCUGGCCGCUAAGCGCGCCCUUCACCGCGCGCUCAAGGCCGUCCGCGAAUCCCUAAUUCGCAGCAACAACGGCCCCGAUUCCGAUUCCGAUUCCGAUUCUGAUGAAAUCGAAAGCAGCGACGACGACGACGGUGAACCGAUUGAUGGGAAUUGCGGCCGCGAGGGGUAUAGUGUGUUCAGUGAAGUGUUGGAGGAUGCCGCAUUGAAGGAGUAUUACGCGAAGAAUUUCGUUUUGGGGGAGUUUAGCUGCCUGGUUUGUGGAGCUGUGGGUGGGAGGAAUUCGGGGAAGAAGUUCAAGGGCUGCUUGCCUCUGCUGCAGCAUUCCAUCUCCAUUGAGAAGACCAAGAGGAGGGGCGCGCAUAGGGCGUUUGCUCAGGCUGUUUGUGAGGUUCUUGGCUGGGACAUUCAUCGGUUAUCGGAGAUUGGCUCAAAGCUGAGUGAGAAAUCCGGCGAUCUGCAGCAGGGGAAUUGUGAUGGUGAGAAGGUGGAGAGCUCGGUGGCUUUGGCUCACAAUGCUGAUUCUGUAAACGAUGAUGCUUCAGAUGGUAAAGAUAUUGGUGUCGUGGAUACGCUGCUCGACACUGAGGAGCCUGCAUUGGAUGGGUUGACAAGUGGCAAUGGCGAUGGUGCCAAGGUGGAGAGCUCAGUGGCUUUGGCUCACAGUGUUGAUUCUGUAAAGGAUGAUGCUUUAGAUGGUAAAGAUGGCGAAGCAGAACCGGCAUCUAAUGCUGGUGAGGAUAUUGGUUCCGUGCAUACUCUGCCCGGCACUGAGGAGCCUUCAUCGGAUGGGUUGACAAGCUGCUUUUCGGCAUGUCAUGAUGUUGCUGCUCCCACUGUCUCCCCGCCCGCUGCUGUCCCCGUGGUCAACCAGCCUUCCGAAGCUGAAUGGCCGGGUGCUGGUCCCCCGCCUUGCUAAGACGAAGAAGAGGAAACCCCACAUAGCCUUCGCGAGAGUUGCGUGUGAGGUUCUUGGUUGGGACAUUGUUCCCUCAAAUACAUUGCAUCUGUGCUGACUGCUGAGUGACAAGACUGGUAAGAUGACUUUCUUUGUGCAGAGAUCUUUGGUGCAUUUUCCACAAUCUGAUUAGAUAGGAUGUGAAUUUGAGGUGUUCAUGUCACAAAUAGAAUCUUAUGGGAUGUAAAUUUUUUGAGGCAAGACUUGUUUUUAUGUCACAAAUUGAAACUAAUGUGAUGUAAAUUUGAGGAAGUUGUUUGGUUAA
This is a messenger RNA of Salvia hispanica, 1439 nucleotides long. RefSeq lists its product as uncharacterized. NCBI's taxonomy places the organism in Eukaryota, Viridiplantae, Streptophyta, Magnoliopsida, Lamiales, Lamiaceae. The record is from RefSeq and is a predicted model, not a curated record.